This is a messenger RNA of Colius striatus (speckled mousebird), 7120 nucleotides long. RefSeq names its product PBX homeobox 1 (gene PBX1). NCBI's taxonomy places the organism in Eukaryota, Metazoa, Chordata, Aves, Coliiformes, Coliidae. The record is from RefSeq and is a predicted model, not a curated record. Bases 661 to 1953 code for a protein of 430 amino acids. Gene Ontology annotation, cellular component: nucleus. The transcript has 9 exons. Gene Ontology annotation, biological process: neuron development; brain development; embryonic organ development. Gene Ontology annotation, molecular function: DNA-binding transcription factor activity, RNA polymerase II-specific; RNA polymerase II cis-regulatory region sequence-specific DNA binding.
GACGGUGCGGGCCGCCAGCCAGCCCCGAGCCCGGGGGAAAGUUUGGAGCCUUGCCCCCGAGCGCCGGGGGCUCCGUUGCGCUCCAGCCCCGGCAGCUCCGGCGCUGCCACCGCGGGCGGCCGCCUCGCCUCGCCCCGCCCCGGCGUGGCCGUUGCCGCCGUCGUCUUCGCGGGCGCACCCCUGCUUCUCCGGCCCCUGUCCCCGCCCGCCCGCCCGCUGCCUCCACGGGCGCGGGGCUGAGCUGCCCUGCUUUUGGAGUCGCCGCCGUUUCCCCUCCCUUCCCCGGAACCCCCCCCCUUUCCCUCCCUCCUCCUUCCCUCCCUCCCUCCUCCCUCCCUCCCUCCCUCUCUCCUCCUCCAGCAGCCAAAGGGAUUUUUUUCCCCUUUCUUUUCUCUCUCUCUUUUUUUUUUUUUCAUUUUUUUCCUUCCUCCUCCUCCUCUUCCUCCCCGCCGCGGAGCCGGGCGCCAGCGUGAAGGAUAAAUAAAAAGCGAAGAGGAAGAGGCUGGGGAGGAGGAGGAGAAGGGGGGGGAGGAAAGAAGAAGAAGAAAGCGAGCAAGAAAAGAAAGCGAGGAGCCAGGCGGCCAGCCCAGCCGCGCCGCUCCCGGCAGCCAGGGCAGGAGGAGGCGGCGGCGGCGGCAGAGCGGGGGCCGGGGGCCGGCGAUGGAUGACCAGCCGCGGCUGAUGCACACGCACAGCGGGGUGGGGAUGCCGGGGCACCCGGGCCUGUCCCAGCACAUGCAGGAUGGACCAGGCGGGGCGGAGGGGGAGGCAGGCAGGAAACAGGACAUCGGAGACAUCUUACAGCAGAUCAUGACCAUCACGGACCAGAGUUUGGACGAAGCGCAGGCCAGGAAACACGCUUUAAACUGCCACAGGAUGAAGCCAGCCCUUUUUAAUGUCUUGUGUGAAAUCAAAGAGAAAACAGUGCUGAGCAUCCGAGGAGCGCAGGAAGAGGAGCCCACGGACCCCCAGCUGAUGCGGUUAGACAACAUGCUCCUGGCCGAGGGGGUGGCGGGCCCCGAAAAAGGAGGUGGCUCGGCCGCCGCCGCCGCUGCCGCCGCUGCGUCAGGAGGAGCCGGCUCCGACAACUCGGUGGAGCACUCCGACUACAGAGCCAAACUCUCCCAAAUCCGGCAGAUCUACCACACGGAGCUGGAGAAGUACGAGCAGGCAUGCAACGAAUUCACCACUCAUGUGAUGAACUUGCUACGCGAGCAGAGCCGGACGCGACCCAUCUCACCCAAGGAGAUCGAGCGGAUGGUGAGCAUCAUCCACCGCAAGUUCAGCUCCAUCCAGAUGCAGCUGAAGCAAAGCACAUGUGAAGCCGUUAUGAUCCUGCGCUCACGAUUUCUGGACGCACGGCGGAAGAGACGAAACUUCAACAAGCAGGCUACGGAAAUCCUGAAUGAGUAUUUCUAUUCCCAUCUCAGCAACCCUUACCCCAGUGAGGAAGCCAAAGAAGAGCUAGCCAAGAAAUGUGGCAUCACAGUCUCACAGGUAUCAAACUGGUUUGGAAAUAAGAGAAUCCGGUACAAGAAGAACAUAGGUAAAUUUCAAGAGGAAGCCAAUAUUUAUGCUGCCAAAACGGCUGUCACGGCUACCAAUGUGUCAGCCCAUGGAAGCCAGGCUAACUCACCCUCAACUCCCAAUUCAGCUGGUUCUUCCAGUUCUUUUAACAUGUCAAACUCUGGAGAUUUGUUCAUGAGCGUGCAGUCUCUCAAUGGGGAUUCUUACCAAGGGGCCCAGGUUGGAGCCAACGUGCAGUCACAGGUGGAUACCCUUCGCCAUGUUAUCAGCCAGACAGGAGGAUACAGUGACGGACUCGCAGCAAGUCAGAUGUAUAGUCCGCAGGGCAUCAGUGCUAAUGGAGGUUGGCAAGACGCUACUACCCCGUCGUCAGUGACCUCCCCCACAGAAGGCCCUGGCAGCGUUCACUCUGAUACCUCCAACUGAUCUCCCAGCAAAUUGCAUCCCUGGCUGAGCCGGCCCCGGCAGGGGAGGGAGGGGAGGGGGCCUCUCCUAACACUGCAGCAGUCAGACUGGAGGUGAACCCAAUCAGCACACACAAGAAGACUCCUUCUCUUCUCUUCUCUUCGUCGGGAUGCUUUUUUCAGCCAAUCUGGACACUUCUUUAUACUCUCUUCCCUUUCUUUUCUGGGUAGAAGCCGCUCUCCCCCUCCCUGCCACCGCCACAACACCACUCCCUCCCCUUCCCCCCUUUCCCACCGAAGGAUAUGUCAACAGGUAGAAGGAUUUUAAGGAGGAAAAGCAAAAAAUCAGAAGCACCCCAAAGCAGAGCAUGGCCUCGUGUUGGGCAUCUCGUCUGAGGAGCCACCAAUGUACCUCGGUCACAUCUUGCUCCUUUACUAGCAGGCAGCCCUCUCUCCCUCCAUGUCUCUCACGCUACCUCUCCGUAGGGAAGUGCCACCGCAGCCCCAGUGCCACCUCGUCUCUGCCGUCUCCUGCCCUGCCCCGAUGACAGGGCAGGUGGAUGCAGGCCCCAUGCAUGCAGGAGAAGGAGCUGACCUGCUCCCAUUUGCCUCUGAAAGAUCCCGGCCUGUUCCCAGCCCUGGAGAAACUGCCAGCUCUUCCCAGUCCCUGCCCUGCUCCGCCACACAUCCCAAAGCUGGGUGAGCCAUGAGGCCCCACCAUCCUCCCUGCCUGCUGUGGGAAGGAAGGAAGGAAGGAGAAGAAGAAAGGAAACACAGCAGAGGCAGGCAAGAACUGGCCAUGGCUGCUGUCGAAGGCGCUGAGCCCCUGGGCAGUGUGACAGGCUCGGACCUCGGUGCCCGAUGGGACUCCAGCACCUCAGGAGGCGGCGGUGGAGUUUGCCCUGGUGAGGAAAAAGCGUUGUGGGCUGUUGGCUUGUGCCUGCAGGAGUAUGCUGUGCUGUGGAAGAGGAGGAGGAGGGUUUAUCAGUGCAGACAGGACUCACAGAGGUUGGUGGCACCCGAAGCCUCGCCAGUCAGGCAGCAAGAGACGGGCAGCGGGAUCCCAGAGGCCAGCUGAGGUGGGGUGAGCGCAUCGGGUGUGCUGUUAGUGCAAAGGGUUUGCUUGAGUGUGAAGCUCUGUAGGAUGGGUGGGUGCCCUGCUUAGGGACGUCAUUCUGCUAAAGCUGCUGGUUUUAUCCCGGGUGUUACUCUGGGCAGCAGCAUCCCAAGCCAUAGGAGACCUUGUGGGAUUUUCUGCACAGCUUGCCUGGUCUGCUCUUUGGAAAAGCAGUGAAGGGUGGUAAAGCAAGGCUUCAUCUGCUCAGACACCCCUUCAGGCAGCUGCUGCUGGAAGGGUAUGGCUUUCAUUGAAGAGCAGGGUGAGGUGGCACCAGUUCACCCCAGGCAGCGGGCUGAGCUUUAUACCAGAGUGGUACUUUUGGCCACCCUUUAGCAGGCAUGAGGAGGCUGAGCUGGUGCAUGGCAAGGCCCUAGGUGUCAAUGGGCACCUGCAUGGGUGCUGCACAUCCUGCACCUCCUGAUGAAUCCAAAUACUUCUUGGCCACAUCUAACACUCUUGCACGCCCCUACCCACCCUGCUAGCCAUCUUGAGAUGGGAACUGCCAGCACAGAGCAGCGUUAAGCAAGAGCCAUUGCAAAUUAAAGCUCUGCCAGAAAGAUUGCCACCCAUCUGCUGGGCCCCAACAGCCCAUGGCCUUGCAGCGUGGGGCCAGCAGUGUGCCUCACCUGAGGUGGAGGUGAAGCCUGCCUUUCCCUGGGAAACAAGCCCAGAAGGCUCCAAAAGCUGACCUUCCCUCAACAUACAAAGUCCCAAUGCGGUGGAUAUUCUGUUUUUGAGUUGGUGGGAUCAGAGUAGGGUGAGAAAGGUGGCCAGGAAACAGCACAAGCUGCUCCUCGCACGGUUUUCCUGUCUGUGGCAGUAAGACACUUUGUGCUCCUUUCGCAUCCUCGGUGCCCGGGGACCGUCACGCACGAGGCCAAGGGCCACCUCUCGUCUGGGGACACAGUAAGAGCAACAAGAUGAUCAUUUCCCAACGAGGACUGUCUGGAGGUGCUGCCCCUCUUCCCCAGCCCUCCUGCAGCAUCCCCACACUGCAGCUUUUUCAGCAUUUCCAGCUGAUUUUACACAAAACCGAUGCAGCAGAGCAUUUUGGGGUGGGCACGCCAGGCUCAGGCCUGUCUGCUGGAGCAGCAGCAGUGCAACGAGCCCAAACCACUGGCUUGGCACCGCCGUCCCCUCCCUGCCGCCCCCAGCCCAGCCCAGGCCCUCGCUUCUCCAUGGUACUUUGCAAAUCACCUCCUGGGUUCCCCGCUUGUUCCCUCUGGUUCAUGUUGACGUAGCUGCUCGCUUGCCUUUUCCUUUGCUUUUUUAAUUUUGGAAGAUUAUUUCUCCCUCCCUCUUCCCUCCUCCUCUCCCCCACCAAAUCCCCAAGUGUUGUGGGGUGUGUUUUUGGGUUUUUUUUUUCCUCCUCCUUUUUUAUUAUUAUUAUUUUGUUGUUUUUCUGCCCAGAAAAACCUGACUUCGAUACCAAAAAAAAAACAAAACGAAAAAACAAAAAAGAAACAAAAAAAAAACCCUGCAGAAACUAAAAAAAAAAAAAAUCAUAAAACCAAACAAAAAAAAAAAAAACCACAAAAAAAACCCCAACAAAGAUUCUUUCAGCUUUAUUAACAUUUUCCAUUGUUUCUUGCGAUUUGUGUCUCGUUCUUUGUAGUAUUGAUGAUAAUGAACAUUUGAUAAUGAAUGUUCUUGUAUAUUCAGAUAAAGGAGAGAAAAAAAAAAGGAAAACAAAAAAAAAAAGAAAAAAAAAACAAACCACCAACCCCAAAAACCAAAAAAGCAGUCGGAAUUUAAUAGUGUUUAUAAUAAAAGAGUAAAAAAACAAUGACCCUCUUAGCACGCAAAAUUGAACAGGGGGAAGGUCCCGGCGCUGUUCUUCCUGUGGCAACAAGCGCUUCAUUCCUGUAUAGUUUAUAACAUCAGACUACCUACAGUCAUCCUUCUUUUCUUUCUUUCUUUUUUUUUUUUUGUUUGUUUGAUUCUUGGCUUUUCCCAUGGUUUGGAGUUUUUGGUUUUGUUUUGGCUUUUUUCUUUCUUUCCCCGUUUUCUCGCCUUUGUGAAUUAGUUCCAGAAUGCUAGAGAAGUGUAGAGUUGUGCACACUCGUUUCUUCUGACACCGUGGUUAAAGAAGUGACGGUCAUUCAUUUUGUAAAACUUGGGAAAAAAAACAAAAAGAAAAAAAAUGGUUGGAAUAGUGAGCAUUAAUAGGUACAGUCUAACACUUUUCUGUUUCUUAACGCCCAGAUCCCAGAAAUUACCUUUUUGCUUUAUUUUGUUGGCGUUGUUUGGGAGGGGACAGCCUGGGGGGAGGUUCAUGAUGAUGAUGAUGAUGAGUUCGUUUUGUCCCGUCCCAGACAAUGGCCUUGUCGCUUCCCCUGCGCUUUGACCCAAGUGAUGUGAAAAGUGAUGGUGGUGGGAGGGAUGGGUUUUGGGGGGAUGGUGUUUCUCUUGGAGCAGGGAAUCUUAUUUUGACACUAUAGAUCCCCAAGUGGCUGCUCUGGGGCCGAGUGGAGGGGAUUAUGUCUCCGGAGAGGGGUGUAUCAUAGAAUCAUAGAACAGCAAGGCUUGGAUGAGACCUUUAGAGAUCAUCCAGUCCAGUCACUCCCCCCACCCCCUUCCAAAGCAGGUCCACCUAGAUCAGGUCACACAGGAACAUGUCCAGGUGAGUCUUGAAGACCUCCAAGGAAGGAGCCUCCACACCCUCCCUGGACAGCCUGUGCCAGGGCUCCCUCACCUCAACAGUCAAAUAGGGGUUUUUUUCUUACGUUUAAAUGGAACUUUUUGUGUUCCAGCUUCAUCCCAUUAACCCUUGUCCUGUUGCUAGAUACAUUUAUAUACUUAUGAGAUUCGCCCCACCCCCAGUUUUCUCUUCUGCAGACUGAACAGCCCCAGUUCCCGCAGCCUUUCCGUAUAAGGACGAUGUUCCAGUCCCCUGAUCAUCUUGGUGCCCCUGCGCUGGACUCUCUCCAGCAGUUCCCUGUCCCUCUUGAGCUGGGGAGCCCAGAACUGGAAUCCGAGGGGGUUUGUAAUCUGAGGGGGUUUGUAGAGGAGAUCCCAAAGGGUGACAGGGAGUCAGUCUCCAUUCCUGGGGGUGAUGCUGAGCUGCCUGGAAGUGAUGAAAGGGCAUGAAUCCUCCCCAAAAGCAGUGCUCUUCCUCAAAUCCUGGCAGCAUCCUUGGCCCAAGGGUUCCCUGCAAGAGCUCUGGCUUAGAGGCCCCCAAAUCUGAGGAGUUUAGAGCAUGGAACAUACCAACCCAAUUUCAACUGUGGACCUUGUUAACAACGGGGGGGGUCACAGCUUGGGCCCCCUCCUCCCCUGAGAGGACAAGGGAAGGACGAGCAACAAGAUGAGAUGUGUCAGCCCCUCCCCAGCCAUGGAGAGACACAACCAAGAUUCCCUCCAAUACAGCCCAAAGUCUCAGUGUCUGCAGAGCGUGGUGCAAGGAGAACUGCUGGGUUAAGUCACCAGUUGCCAUCACUAGUUUUCUCUGAAAACAGUUUCCCUGCUGCCUGCCCACCUCCCCCUAAAAAAAACCUGAGCUUUUCACAUCACUGCACGCUUUAGGGUUUGGGGUAACCCUUUUAAUCCCAAGGUUUCCUGGAGUCCUUUUGUUUUGGUACACCUUUAUUGUUAUUAUUAAAAUGACAUAAAUCAGACAUUGCCUGGGGGGGGGGUUGGUUUUGUCAACUUGCUUUUUUGUUUGUACUUGCAAAGCCCUUGUAAAGAUGAUCCACUUGUUCUGAGUUGCUUUUUCUGUUCUAUUUUUUAUUUUUUGCCUCCAUCUCUUCCCCCCUUCCUGAUGGAUUCCAAAUAUUAAAAAAAAAAAAGAAAGAGAAACCCUAAAAAAGUAAAAGAAGACUCUCUGUUCCGACCUGGUUUUUGAAACUUUAAGCUUUUCUGCUUCUGUAAAGAAAGAAAAAGAAAAAAAAAAAAAAAGGCCUCUGUCUUUCUGAUCCCAGUUGAGACUUUUCUGUUCUAUGACGAUACUAACAAGGUGUAGGUUUUACAGUUUCCUGAUUUGUACUGGUAAUGCAUAUUCCAAAUAAAUAGUUUCUUUUGUUGCAAAAAAAAAAAACUAAAAAAAAAACCCCAAAACCCUGAAACCAAA